Molecule: messenger RNA, 2742 nt
Organism: Megalops cyprinoides (Indo-Pacific tarpon)
Lineage: Eukaryota; Metazoa; Chordata; Actinopteri; Elopiformes; Megalopidae
Gene: fam163ba
Product: family with sequence similarity 163 member B, genome duplicate a
Exons: 3
Coding region: 341-829 (162 amino acids)
Source: RefSeq, a predicted model, not a curated record
CAACAACAACAACAGUAAUAAUAAUAAUAAUAAUAAUUUUAUACUUUUCGGCUUCCAGUGAGCGCUUGGAAGUGUUACGGAUGUAAACUUUGUAUGUCUUUCGCUUAAAUUAUUGGUGAAACUGAGAAAGUAUACCAAGUACAUUGGAGAACAUCUGCUCCGCGUUACUUCUCACGCGUCUGAAACUGUAUCAAUCACCAUUGGAGGCUGCUGCCGUUUGGGGAUCACGUGCCAGAUUUACAGAUACCUCAGAGCUGGGCUUCUAUAAGACAACACCGCCGCGGAUGCGAUCUGGUACCAUUCUAAUAUUUAUAAAGGGUGUUGAUGGAGAGGAUUUCGAAUGACAGCCGGGACAGUGGUCAUCACAGGUGGAAUUUUAGCUACAGUCAUCUUACUCUGCAUCAUCGCAGUACUGUGUUACUGUAGGCUGCAGUAUUACUGCUGUAAGAAGGAGGAGUCGGAGUCGGAGGAGGAGGAGCCCGACUUCGCUGUGACUUCCCCCCUGCCGCCCGUACACUCCAACCACAACAUUGUGGCUGCAGCAGUGUCCACCCCCAACGGCCCCACCCUCUUCACCCCCCCCCUGGCUCGUAAGCUGACGCGCUCCCACACCUUCUGCCCCUCCUGCACCCACUACGAGCUGCCUUUCUACCUGCAGCACCCAGAGGGCCAGCACAACGGCGGUGAGCACAUCAGCUACCGCACCGUGCAGCAGCAGGGCCUGGAGCUGCCCAUGGACCUGCCCAGCUUCCACAAGCUCAACCUCACCCGCUCUGUCACCAUGAAGGAGAUGUUCACGCGCAGCUGCAGCAUCAGCACUGAUGUGUAGUACCCCCUGGGGGCAUGGAGGGCCACGGCACCUGGCAGCCAACACAGAUGGAUGCACACUUGCCAUCAGCCCCCCUUUUCAUGGGCACAGGUGCACCUGUCUGCUCUAAUACACACACAAGUAUCUCCCGCCCUCUGGAUUAUUUCUACGGUCGCAGGUUCCCCCAGAGACUUUGGAGAUGCCCAGUGACUGCUCUUCUCAAGGGUGUGCCCUAGUCAUCCUGAAGCAUCGCCUAGGGGGCAGGUUGUGCAGACAAGUCACAUCCAUGGCUCCCUGGGUGUUUUUCUUGGACAGCCAGUCAGCUGUUGCCUGUUCAAAUAGCCCCUCAGUGGCAGUCGUUCGCUCUCUCCCCUCUCAUUGUUGCUGCUAUAAGAAUCCCAAGGGAAAUGGAGAGGGAGAGAGAAGGCACAGAAGCUCCUCUGGCUCAGUCCCUCUCAACAUCCCCCUAUAGGACAUCACACCACUCCCAGAAUACACACCCACAUACAUUCUGGAUAAUUCACUAUUGAGUAUUAAUAUUGAAUAUUGGUGGUAUGGUGGGAGCACAGAGGAACUGCACCAAAGCUCUUUUAUCUGAGACACAGUGCGUGUUUAAAUAGAUGUAACAUAUACUUUUAAGGGCUUAUUAGAGGUGUGAUGAAAGCUCUUGGAACUUUUGCCCAUGUACUGGGAUGUCAUAGCUGUUGAGAGCACAGCAGUGUCUCUGUGUCUGAGUGGAACUGCACAUCGAUACACAAGCCCUCCUUGUGUUUUUGACUCUUGUACAGGUUUGGGCUCUUUUGGAACGUGAGAUUGACAAGACUGAAGACUCAAUAUCAAGGGUGGGAGGCGUGGAGAGGGCAGGAGUGGGAGUGGAUGACUGUCACAUUAAUUGGCCUGUCACAGGCGUGUUGAGGUGUUUCAAGAAUUAUUUCAGGUUUGUUGAUGGCUAUUGUGAAAGUAUAUAAAGUCUAUUAAGAGCUACAGUAGAUAUAGAACAGAAUUUUUUUUUUACACUUAGCUUUGUUAUGUUUUUGUUCACUGAAGUUAAAAGCAUCAACUUUGUGUCCUUGGCAUCACUUGAGUUUGUUGUUUGAGAGUGAUGGGCUAAUCUGUGGUAUCUCCUGUGGUGUCCUCUUCACCUGAGGGACCUGGGAGCCUUUGCUAUGCACUCACAUGGUGGGACUGGGUUCAUUGUUUUGGAACUCGGCUCACUGCACUGAGAGAUCUUUUGUUGAGUUAUUACAUUCCUGUUUAAUAAGAAAGGGGCAUCAGAUUGUAAACUCAUUGGUUCACAGAUAUGAAUUCCCUCACAUGAAUUCAGAUUUUGGCUCCCUGUACUUGGCUCCCUGUCUCUCAGCACCAGUGUCUGUCAUUUUAAGAGCAUUACUGGCAGGUCUUUUUUUCCAAUGUCAUGUAGGUGAUUUCAAGGUUUUCAAUAUUGCCCACCGUAGGAAAAAAUAUUCAAUAAAAGGAGUAAUUUUUUGCUCUUUUUAGAUUCCAGCACAACUUUUCAUAGCAGUUGCAUUGUUUGAUUCUUAAAAUACAGUUAAGAGGGAGAGUUCUGAUCCACUGUGCACUCUACUCCUUUUCCCAACCAUUUUCCAUCUGUUCCCCCGUUCCUCUCUCUCCACCAUAUAAGGAUACUGAUGUGAAUAUGUGAGUUCAUCUGGAUUUAAUAUGGCACCAGGAAACCUGUGAAGCUAAGCAGUGUGAGAGGCAUCCAAACUGAUCUUUGCCACCAUUGCACACACUCACACACAGACAUUAUUACACAUAUACACAUAAACACAAAUCCUUGGACACACAGUAAAGUACUGCUCUUUGACUUUUUAAUGGACCUUUGCCUGGAGCUUUUUAAUGUGUCCAUCUCACUGGAGCAGAUGCUUAGCAGACUACUGCGGCUUCAUCUCAGUACCAGCAGGGAAUUUGUA